AUGAAAACUUACAUAGUCUACAUGGGAUCACUUCCUCAGGAAUCAUCGUACUCUCCGACUUCUCAUCAUUUGAGAAUGCUUCAACAAGUUACUGGAGAAACUGAUGAUGCCGCAAGUUCAUUACUGAUUCGAAGCUACAAGAGAAGUUUCAAUGGGUUCGCUGCAAAGCUCACAGAAGAGCAAAGAGAAAACAUUGCUCAAAUGGAAGAAGCGGUAUCUGUUUUUCCAAACACAGUACUUCACACUCAUACAACCAGAUCGUGGGACUUCAUUGGUUUGGUCAAAAAAACCAAACGUAACGUGUCUGCUGAAAGUGACGUCAUAAUCGGAUUUCUUGACACUGGAAUCUGGCCUGAAUCGAGUUUUACAGAUCAAGGUUUUGGUCCUCCUCCAAAAAAAUGGAAAGGAACUUGUGCAGGUGGGAAAAACUUCACAUGCAACAACAAAGUCAUAGGAGCUCGAUUCUACAAGGAAGACUCUGCAAGAGACAAUGCCGGGCAUGGAUCUCAUACGGCCUCAACAGCAGCAGGAAACAACGUUAAUGGCACAAGCUUUUAUGGUAUGGCAGAAGGCACUGCGAGAGGAGGGGUUCCAUCUGCUAGAAUUGCUGUAUACAAAGUCUGCGAUGCUCAAGGGUACUGCGAUAGUGCUGGAAUCUUGGGUGCUUUUGACGAUGCCAUUGCAGAUGGAGGUGACAUACUCUCGCUUUCACUUGGAGGGGAGCUUCCUCCAAAACAUUUGUACGAUGAUGAUGGUAUCUCGAUUGGUUCCUUUCAUGCUAUGGCCAAAGGGAUACUCACAAUGCAAUCUGCAGGAAACGAAGGGCCUUAUCCAAAGACAGUGACUAGUGUCGCAUCAUGGAUCCUCUCAGUUGCAGCAAGUCACACAGAUCGCCAAAUCAUCGACAAGCUUGUCCUUGGGAAUGGAACAACCUUAGUGGGAGGUUCCAUAAAUGCUUUUGACCCGAAAGGGACCAAAUAUCCCAUAGCCAAGUGUAAGAAUGGAUCAAUUUUUGCCGACAUUUGUGGUUGUCUGGAAAGUGAGAUCCGAGGAAAGAUUGUGUUAUGUAAUGAUCGAAUAGACCCUGAUGCUCACAAAGUUGGUGCAGUUGGCGCGAUUAUAAAUGAUCGCAUAUAUGUACCAGAUGGUGUGUGUGAAUUUCCUUAUCUCAUAUUAUCUAAAAAAGACUAUGAUGUUGUUGAAACAUACCCAAAAUCAGCAAAUCCAGAAGCUGAGAUAAUGAAGAGUGAGAGCAUUGUGGAUAAAACUGCCCAGGUAGCUAAGUUCUCUUCACGAGGGCCAAGCAUAGCAGUCCCACAGAUCCUAAAACCAGACAUAACUGCACCAGGAGUGUAUAUCUUAGCAGCAUAUUCUCCUCUGGCUUCACCAUCAGAGAAUGACUCGAGAAGUGUUAAGUACAACAUUAUCUCAGGAACCUCUAUGGCAUGUCCUCAUGUAUCUGGAAUAGCAGCGUAUGUGAGAAGUUUUCAUCCAAAUUGGUCUUCAGCAGCCAUCAAAUCUGCGAUUAUGACGACAGCUAAAUCUAUGAAUGGUCCUAAAGAUUAUUUUGCUUAUGGAUCAGGACAUGUUAAUCCUGCGCAAGCUAUUGAUCCUGGACUUGUUUAUGAUCUUUCAAAACAAGAUUACCUAGAACUUCUCUGCAGUCUUGGUUAUAACACUUCAAUCAUCAAAAAAUUCUCUGGUGAUCAUAAGGUUACAUGUCCCAGAUCUCCUGAUAGAUCCUUGACAAGAAAUACAAACUUUCCUUCGAUGUUAGCAGAAGUGAAAUCUAUGAAACCUUUUGAUGUUAAAAUUAAUCGAACAGUCACAAAUGUUGGAUUGGUCAACUCAAAGUACGAGGUAACUGUACAAUCAACUCAAGGAGUCAACAUUACAGUGGAACCUAAGGUGUUGUCCUUCAAGCCUUUGAGGGAGAAACAAUCAUUUGUUGUGAGAAUUGUGGGAGGGAAAUUACCAGCAGACACAGUGUUUUUCUCAUCAAUUGUAUGGUCAGAUGGCACUCAUAAUGUUAUGAGUCCUAUUGUUGCGAGUGUUUUGAAGUGGAUUAAAGGUUAA
This is a messenger RNA of Neltuma alba, 2076 nucleotides long. Its product is annotated as subtilisin-like protease SBT4.3. The record is from RefSeq and is a predicted model, not a curated record. Gene Ontology annotation, biological process: proteolysis. Gene Ontology annotation, molecular function: serine-type endopeptidase activity. Lineage: Eukaryota; Viridiplantae; Streptophyta; Magnoliopsida; Fabales; Fabaceae.